AUGGAAGAAAAUGCUCGCCGAGACCCAGAGCGCCCAGAGGACUCCGGCGACGAGUCAAACCGAGCCAUUCUGCCUCUCCUCCAGCCACCUGGCAACCAGCAGCCCCACAGGAUCACCAACUUUUACAUCGACAACAUCUUAAGACCGGACUUCGGGCGCAAGAGGAAAGAUGGGACUUUCAUCCGGGAGGAAGACAGCCUGGGAGUAAUCCUGCGAAGGGAGGACCUGCCUGGGAGAAGAGCUUCCAAAACUGGCAACCCGCAGCAGGGUGGAGCAGAGGGUGAGGAGGGCGCAGAGGCAUCCGAGGACCAGCAUCCGGACACAGAGGGCAAAAAAGCUGAACUUGUAGCCGGUGAUGGUGCAGUGAAAGUCCGGGGGGACGGCGGGGACCGGUGCCACAGCCCCCAGGCCAGCUCGACCGCAGCCAAGCCGAUGCUUUGGCCGGCCUGGGUCUAUUGUACCCGCUACUCAGACCGUCCUUCAUCAGGGCCCAGAUCCCGUAAACCAAAGAAGGCGCCGACCCCCAGUAAGGAAGACAAACGGCCCCGGACGGCCUUCACCGCCGAGCAGCUCCAUCGGUUAAAGACUGAAUUCCAGACCAACCGGUACCUGACCGAGCAGAGGAGGCAGAGCCUGGCCCGGGAGCUUGGUCUCAACGAGUCUCAGAUCAAAAUCUGGUUUCAGAACAAACGGGCGAAAAUCAAGAAGGCCUCCGGUAAUAAGAACUCUCUGGCGCUGCACCUCAUGGCCCAGGGACUGUACAACCACACCACGGCCAAGGACGACAAGUCGGACAGCGACUAG
This is a messenger RNA of Myripristis murdjan (pinecone soldierfish), 804 nucleotides long. Its product is annotated as homeobox protein engrailed-2b-like. Bases 1 to 804 code for a protein of 267 amino acids. The transcript is spliced from 2 exons. Gene Ontology annotation, biological process: multicellular organism development; neuron differentiation; regulation of transcription by RNA polymerase II. The record is from RefSeq and is a predicted model, not a curated record. Lineage: Eukaryota; Metazoa; Chordata; Actinopteri; Holocentriformes; Holocentridae. Gene Ontology annotation, molecular function: DNA-binding transcription factor activity, RNA polymerase II-specific; RNA polymerase II cis-regulatory region sequence-specific DNA binding. Gene Ontology annotation, cellular component: nucleus.